Molecule: messenger RNA, 423 nt
Organism: Morchella importuna
Lineage: Eukaryota; Fungi; Ascomycota; Pezizomycetes; Pezizales; Morchellaceae
Exons: 4
Coding region: 1-423 (140 amino acids)
Cellular component (GO): nucleolus
Source: RefSeq, a predicted model, not a curated record
AUGGGGAAGGAAGACUACGUCUCCACAGGAGGCUCACUCAAGCUUAAAGGCAUCAAAGACGGCGGGAUCAAAAAAAAGAAAUCAAAAAAGAGCCGCACGAAGUCAAAAUCAGAGGACCGCGACGACGGCAAUAGCGAGCGCGCCCUCUCCAAUACCGGGGAAGAAUCAAAGGAUUCUAAGGAAGAACCCGGCGAGGGACGAUCACGCUCUGGGUCUGCUGAACGUGAUGGGCCGGAGAAGGGAGACUACUAUGCUGGAAAGACAGAGGCGGAGCGAAGGUUUGAAGAACGGAAGCGGAAGAGGAUGGACGAAAGGUUGAAGCGAGAGGGCAUCAAGAGCCACAAGCAACGUGUCGAGGAGUACAACAAGUACCUGAGUAAUCUCAGUGAGCACCACGACAUGCCUCGUAUCGGACCUGGCUAA